This is a messenger RNA of Bombus impatiens (common eastern bumble bee), 957 nucleotides long. RefSeq lists its product as uncharacterized. The transcript has 4 exons. Bases 376 to 729 code for a protein of 117 amino acids. Lineage: Eukaryota; Metazoa; Arthropoda; Insecta; Hymenoptera; Apidae. The record is from RefSeq and is a predicted model, not a curated record.
GCACAAGUUUUGCACAUAUUGUAAUGUUAAUUCUCAUUUUAUAUUAGUAAUAAUAUAAAUAAAGUAAUAAUAUUAUAGUUGUUUUGCUUGAUUUAUUUAACAUUUUGCAAUCGUAUAAGCUUUUAUAAAACUUCUACUAUGUAAAUUUGUCGACAUAACGUAGCUUUAAUCAUCUUCUGUUUUUCUUAAUUAUCUUUAUCAUUAGAAUUACGAUUUAAUUAUUCAUUCGUUUAUCCCAAUUGUGAAACGUAAAUAAAAUACAUUCAAUUUUCUUGCGCGAAGUAGAAAAUUGUGUUUGAAGGAAUCAAAUUCAGCAGUUUUUACAAAUCAAAAGAUACACUCAGGUCAUUGAACUGUUGUACUUAAUAUGCAACAAUGUUUAUGAUUUGGGGAGACUGGUUCGCAAGUGGAGUACAAUCUGUAAAUACGCAAAAUCUCCUUGAUUCUGUAAUUAUAACAAAUAAGAGUAUCAUAAGGAGAAUUCGCAUACCUCCUUACGAAGUAUAUAAAACUCAUUGGCGCAAUGAUCCCGAAAUACAGAGACAUUAUUGGGCAGCAUCUUUUCUUCUACCUGUCGGAACAAUCUUCGUUCUUGCUUUGAUAGUUAUUUUGAUGGUUUUGUUCAAAAGAUGUCCACAAAUGGUUGCCGUGAUUGUCGCAGCGAUUCUUGGCGUCAUUAUUGUAUUUACGACGGUAAUAUCAAUUAGUCAUGCACCGAUUUAUGCUUGACAAUCUUUAAUACUAUUGUUCCAAAUAUGUGACAUAAAAUUUUAUCUUUUAUAGUAUAGAUUUUCCUAAAACAUUAUAGAUAAAGACUGGUGUAAAGAUAGUUGUAUCAUCAGCGGAGACAAUUACACAUCCGCACAUAUUAAAUAUUUUUAUAUGUAUAUUUUUUUAUAAUAGAAAAACAAAGUAUUAUUUUAUCAACCACUAAUAUAAGUACUCUACUUACUACUA